Molecule: messenger RNA, 1122 nt
Organism: Hemisphaericaspora subhashii
Lineage: Eukaryota; Fungi; Ascomycota; Pichiomycetes; Serinales; Debaryomycetaceae
Gene: MED18
Product: Med18p
Exons: 1
Coding region: 1-1122 (373 amino acids)
Biological process (GO): termination of RNA polymerase II transcription; regulation of transcription by RNA polymerase II
Cellular component (GO): core mediator complex; mediator complex
Molecular function (GO): transcription coregulator activity
Source: RefSeq, a predicted model, not a curated record
AUGGUCCAUCAAUUGUCAUUGGUAUCAUCUAUACCUCAUUCCAACUACCUACAAACAUUAGCUACAUUACAAGCAUUAACUGGUUUAUUAUCACCACAACCAAUAUCAACAUAUACUCUAACAACAAAACCAAAUCAAACUUUUAAACCAAAAUUUGAACCAGGUAAAGUAAAUCAAAUAGAACAAUAUUAUAUGAAAUGUACAACCCAUUGGAGAGAUGAAUCAUUGGAUAUAAGUGAACCCAUCUUAUUAAAUGAUGAUACUGGGAAUCCAGUUUGGGCAAGAAGAUUAUUUAGUGACGACAAUCCAGAAGAACGAGUUUGGACAUUACAAAUUAGUGAUAUACCAAUUGCCGGGAAAACUCAGGGCUGUUGUCAACAAACCAUAUAUGAAAGUACUUUAAUACAUACCCAUACAAGAAUUGACCCUCCUCCUCCUCCACCUCCCAUUAAAACGGAAGAUCCAAUUCCUGUUAAUGAUGUGAUUCCAAUUGAUAUUGAUGAUGAUGAUGAUGAUGAUGAUGAUGAUAUUCCUUUAACUGAGCUUAAAAAGGAAGUAGUAGUGGAUAACAAGGAAGAAAUUAAACUUGAUGAUUUAGAUGAUCUAAUACAAAUAGACUCUCCCGAACAGGAAGAAGUACAAGAAGUAUCAAUUAAACAAGAAGAGUCUAAACCUGUAGGUGAUAAAGUCGACGAAAAAGUCGAGGAAGCUAACAACAACAACGACACUACUGCCGCCGAAGCCCUUGAACUUGAACAAAGAAGAUCAUCAUUUCUUUUAUUCUUACAGGAUUUAGGAUAUGAAGUUAUAAAUCAAUUUUGGAUAAAAGGGAUCCGAUUUUUCCAUGGAGAUAUUAUAAUUGAAAUAUUUAAAGUAUUAAUUAGAGAUGAUGCUCCUGAUGCUCAAACUGAUCCAGCCAAAAUCAAAUUGAAAUUAUUAGAUGAAUCAAAUAAUUUCCAAAUUAAAGUUUAUAUAAAUAUCCCCAAAUCAACUGAUGUUGAACAAAUUAAUCAUGGAAUUAAAGAUUUAAUUAAAUUACAAGAUUUCUUGAAGAAUUUAUUCGUAUUGGAAAUACCUGAUAGAAUGUACAUGGAUUCACGGGUAGUACUAGCCAGGAAGUAG